AUUUCACUUGAAAUUUUAAACUGACAUAUCCUACUUAUCGCCUUAUUUACGUUAUUGAAGGAUGUAUUUUAUUUGUUUUCUCUCCGAAGUUUUAUUCCUUUUUCCAGGUACACAUAUGUCGCAAUAUGGUGGAGAAAUGGAAACAGACAAUGCUGGCUUGUCGAAAGUAGAGGCUGAGGCUCCCGCUGAAGAGAAAUACCCGAGAAAUAAACGGGAAUUAUCCCCACAUUGGGGUGGCGUUUGCCGAAUUGGGGCAUCAUCGAAACCACUGCAAUUGAUCCAGCCAAGUACAAAAAUUACUAAAUACAAAGACAUCAAAUUAACGAAUUACAACGAGGUGUACAACUUGACCUUGUCUAAUAGAGGCGAAGGAGACUUUUCUGAAGACCUUAACAUAACAAUAUCGGGAGGGCCAAUGAAAAAUGUUUAUGUGUUAGCUCAGGUAACCUGGCACUGGGGUGAAGCCGAGCAUGCUAUUGGGAACGAGAAUGCUAUCAUCGAAAUGCAUCUGCUACACAGGAACCGGAAAUAUGGCAACUUCAAUGAAGCUGCCAACCAUCGAAGUGGAUUCGUUGUUCUCAUUGCCUUGUAUCGCAAUGUUGAUGUGGACAACGAAGUCCUGUUGGAACUUUUCGAAUCAAUAAACGAAGUCAAAGAGCCCGGAACUGAGGUAGACGUCGAAAAAACGAUAAUGUUGCGGGACUUAUUACCACGAAAUAUCCGAGAUUAUUACUACUAUAAGGGAUUUCUAACGGAUCCACCAUGCUCAGAAUCGGUUUUACAAAUUGUUUUCGCAGAACAGUUGCAGUGUUCCGAUCAGGAUAUACAAAAGUUCCAUCAUUUGAAAACGAAUAAGAAGAGACGGAGGCUAGUAAUACAACAUCAGGACAUUGGCCGACGACGAGUUUACCACAGCUUUCGUGAAAAGACUCAUAUAAGCGGGGCACAACGGGACUUGACGCAAUAUUUUUUAAUUCUGUUUUACUCAGUAUCCGUCUGUUUGGAACAAUUAACUAGACUAGACUGA
Molecule: messenger RNA, 1027 nt
Organism: Hermetia illucens (black soldier fly)
Lineage: Eukaryota; Metazoa; Arthropoda; Insecta; Diptera; Stratiomyidae
Product: carbonic anhydrase-like
Exons: 6
Coding region: 62-1027 (321 amino acids)
Cellular component (GO): plasma membrane
Molecular function (GO): zinc ion binding; carbonate dehydratase activity
Source: RefSeq, a predicted model, not a curated record